This is a messenger RNA of Arachis stenosperma, 1005 nucleotides long. Its product is annotated as protein MAIN-LIKE 1-like. Gene Ontology annotation, biological process: meristem development; meristem maintenance. The record is from RefSeq and is a predicted model, not a curated record. Bases 1 to 1005 code for a protein of 334 amino acids. NCBI's taxonomy places the organism in Eukaryota, Viridiplantae, Streptophyta, Magnoliopsida, Fabales, Fabaceae. The transcript has 4 exons.
AUGGAGCCAAUGGAGUCUGAGGAUCGCUUAUACCGACUAAAUGGCGUUGCUCACGUGGCAGGAUACCUCGAUGAAGAGGUUUUUGUUACACACAUUUUGCAGCCUGCUAGGGUUAUUAGCGGCGUCAGAAGACAACAAAAUAUGCCGUUACACGACCGGAUUAUACCCUAUCUGGAGACAGCGGGCUUGUAUCAUUUGGCCAGGCUUAACAGUCAGUGGUUCUGGGUUGAUGAGCCUCUCCUUAGCGCAUUUAUUGAGCGGUGGCGUCCUGAGACACACACCUUCCAUAUGCCUUUUGGUGAGUGCAGUAUUACUUUGCAAGAUGUGGCAUAUCAGCUUGGUUUGCCGAUCGAUGGUGAGCCCGUUAGUGGGUGCCUGACCGAGUUUGAGAAUCUGAUGGAACACGGUAGACCAGCAUGGGUGUGGUUCCGGGAGUUGUUUGGGGAGUUACCUCCACAGAGUAAAGUUAAGCAGAUGACAGUGUGCUACACAUGGUUCCAUGAGAGGUUCCGGGUUCUCCCAGCAGAUGCUAGUGAUGAGACCGUGCGUGUAUACGCUCGUGCUUAUAUUCUGAUGCUGUUGUCCUCUCAGCUGUUUGCAGACAAGAAUGCAAACAGGGUCGACCUUCGCUGGUUGCCUUAUUUGGCAUCGUUGGACGACUUGGGUAGAUAUAGCUGGGGUUCGGCUGCACUGGCCUGGUUGUAUAGAUGUCUUUGUCGUGGAACAAACAGAAACGUUGUUAACUUGGCUGGGCUGCUACAGCUUCUACAGUCUUGGAUUUUCUGGAGGUUUCCCACUCUUAGGCCGAGUGGCUUUGAUAGAUUUGGGUUUCCUCUUGCUUCCAGGUGGGCCACGUUUAUGCCGAGAAACGAUAGAUGGGCCCAAAGAUUAGCUUCUGCACACAUUUCGUUGGAUCGAUUGCGUGUCCAUGAUCCUUAUUCUUCUGUCGAGGUUGCUGCUGUUAUUCAUCCGAAGAUACUAGUUGAGGAGCACCGUAGGCUUUGA